Camarhynchus parvulus is the source of this 865-nucleotide messenger RNA. It is a transcript of the gene PRICKLE3, whose product is annotated as prickle planar cell polarity protein 3. Gene Ontology annotation, molecular function: zinc ion binding. The annotation marks the transcript as partial. Lineage: Eukaryota; Metazoa; Chordata; Aves; Passeriformes; Thraupidae. The record is from RefSeq and is a predicted model, not a curated record. The transcript is spliced from 5 exons.
CCCCAGUUUUGCCACGACCUGGACGAGGUCGAGCGUCGGGAACUGAAACUUUUCGCCCAACGCCGAAAACGGGAAAAUUUGGGCCAAGGGAGCGUCCGACCGCUGCCCCUCACCAGCGAGGGGGCCGUGUGCCAGCAGUGCGGGGCCGCGGUGCGCGGCGGGGCGCUGGCCGUGUUCGCGGCGCGGGCGGGGCUCGGCCUGUGCUGGCACCCGCGCUGCUUCCGCUGCCAGCAGUGCCAGCAGCCGCUCGUGGACCUCAUCUACUUCUGCCCCGGCGGCGGCGGCGGGCGGCUGCUGUGCGGGCGGCACCACGGCGACAGCGUGCGGCACCGCUGCCCCGGCUGCGACGAGCUGAUUUUCGGGGGGCGCUGGGCCGAGGCCGGGGGGCGCCGCUGGCACCUGCGCCACCUGCGCUGCCUGGAGUGCGAGGGGGCCCUGGACCCCCAGAGCCUGCCCGGGGGGGAGGGGCAGCCCCUGUGCCCCCCCUGCCGCGCCCGCCGCGCCCACCUGUGCGACACCUGCGGGGACCCCAUCGGGCUGCAGGACCCCCACGUCACCCACAGGGGGCAGCACUGGCACCCCCUCCCCGGCUGUUUCCGCUGCGCCCCCUGCGGGCGCCCCCUGCUGGGCCGGCCCUUCCUGCCCCGGGGGGGGCAAAUCUUCUGCUCCCCCCGCUGCGCCCCCGGCGGCGACAGCGGCACCGCGCCCCGCAGCGCCCCCCGCAGGAGAUCCUGGGCAGGGGCAGCCCCGGCUGGGCUGUGCUGACCUUUGACCUCUGCCCCCCUCCGGGGCGUGACCUUUGCACUGUGACCCCCGUGGCCUCCUCAGGGACCCUCGACCUGUGCCCGGUGACCUUUGACCCCUC